AAAAUAUUUUGGUUACCUGCUCGUUACUCCUUCUUCUUCUUAUCUCCAUCGCGCGCCCUAAAUACCCCAAAUUUUGUACUUAAUUCUUUUUCCCUUUUAAUCUCAAAAUUCCAUGAGUUCUUUUGGCCCAACAUCUCGACAAAUGGGUUUUCAGAUCUAUACCAAAAGACCACAGGGAUUGAUCUAUGGAAUUCCCAUUAUGAGAGAAUGGAAGAAAAUUACAGGAGGUUGAAGGAGAUAAACAAAAAGCUGAGAAGGGAGAUUAGGCAGAGAAUGGGUGGAAACUUGAAUGAACUUAACAUUAAUGAACUGCAAGCUCUUGAAGCUAAAAUGGAUUCUUCUUUGCUAGCUAUAUGUGAGAGAAAGGAGGAUGAUGGAAGUGAUAGUCUUGCAGUUCAACUAGUCGAUGAAAAACACUGGGAAGAUCUCUUCAUCGUUAUUGCUGUGAGCAAGGAGUGUUUAGAGAAAGUUACUCAAACAAUAUCUUUUCUUGCUCAACCACGAGAAUCUCACUUGCUUUUGCUUACGGGAGAGGUGCAGAGGGAUAGAGCUGCAGAGCUUUUGGGUUUGCGUGCAUGCAAUUUUCGGCCACGACACUCAAGCAAACUUGGAAAUGAGUUUCGGGUGUUCACAAACUAUGACCCUGGGGAGAGAUUAGGAGGAUGGGAGCAAGAAUAAUAGGUGCCUUUUUCUUGCCAUCGUUUGCUAGGAAUAUUUUCUCAUGGAUGAGCUUCAUGCAACCUAAUUUUUAUCCAUUAUCAGGGCAUUUCCAACACUUACCCUUGGAAAAAUUAACCAGCUUUUCUGCUAAUUUUCCCAGAGAAAACAUGCAGAUGAGAAAACUUCCAAGCAAGUCCAUCCUCAUAUUAUGCAUUUUGGUCUACUUUUUUAAACUAGUGCAAUUUUCCUCACUUGUGUAGAUUUCGUAAUACAUAAAACUAUUUAAGGUUGUUUAAAGUUGUACUGACUCAUGCCUACUCAUUGCCAUUUUGAAAUGUAAUUAGGAAGUUGUUCCAAAACGCACAAUAUAGAUGGAAGAAGCCAUACAAGUUUCUCAUAUGUAUUAUUUAUUUUAGUUUUGAUAUGUAUUAUUUAUUUUAGUUUUGAUUCUAA
Molecule: messenger RNA, 1113 nt
Organism: Gossypium raimondii (Peruvian cotton)
Lineage: Eukaryota; Viridiplantae; Streptophyta; Magnoliopsida; Malvales; Malvaceae
Exons: 7
Coding region: 208-678 (156 amino acids)
Biological process (GO): regulation of DNA-templated transcription
Cellular component (GO): nucleus
Molecular function (GO): DNA-binding transcription factor activity; protein-lysine N-methyltransferase activity
Source: RefSeq, a predicted model, not a curated record